Messenger RNA from Paraglomus occultum, 134 nucleotides. The record is from the annotation of a GenBank genome assembly. NCBI's taxonomy places the organism in Eukaryota, Fungi, Glomeromycota, Glomeromycetes, Paraglomerales, Paraglomeraceae.
CUUCUGAGGAUAACGAAAGGUCUAUUUUUGCCCUGGAGAACUUCCUUGAAAGUGUGAUACACUUGCGCAUAUGGUCUUUCCAAAAUCGAGGUCUCUCUCAAGUCCUCGACAACAAAUAUUCUGCCAUCGUUUGA